Molecule: messenger RNA, 510 nt
Organism: Drosophila biarmipes
Lineage: Eukaryota; Metazoa; Arthropoda; Insecta; Diptera; Drosophilidae
Exons: 4
Coding region: 1-510 (169 amino acids)
Source: RefSeq, a predicted model, not a curated record
AUGGAAACAUUCGAACUGUCGAGGCUGAUCCUCCUGGUCGUGCUAUCAGUGGGAUUUUGUGCCACCAGCGAAUUCGAAUUCACUAACUUAAAAUGUUCACCCUUGGACAAGGAAUUUAUGGACGUGGAAGCUUGCUAUCUGAAAUCAAGAAAUCGGACCUACAAAUUUCUGACUUUUAGGACCAAAUUUCACCAGGUAGAGAUAUUUAAAAGGUUGAAUGGCUACAAACCGUUUCUCUAUAACUUUACAGUCGAUGCUUGUCAGUUCCUUAAUGGAAGGCGUAAUCCCUUAGUAAGAUUCUUUUACGAACUAUUCGCCUCCUACUCCAACUUGAACCACUCCUGUCCCUACAAUCAUGACAUAUUCGUGGAAAAGGUGCCUAUCAGCUUUUUGAAGUAUCAGACAACGGUUGUUCUUCCAGUUCCGGAAGGAGAUUACCUACUACAUAGUGUCUACACGAUUCGCGGCAAAGCACGUCUGGAUCUUAAAGUUUAUGUAAAAAUAUACUAG